AAAUGAUAAAUUGUAUUAAUAUUUUUAUGGCUUAAAUCAAGGCCUGGAUUACCGACGAUAUCAAUAUCAACAACUUUGCCGUACAUUCAAACCUAAUCGCGUCGAGCGCUUCAUUAAUCGCCUAUAAUCGAGACGACGGAAACAUCGGAGUGGCAAACGUGAACGAUGUGCAGAGCAAACCAUCGGUGCUCACAGCCCACGGAAGCGAUUUAACUGAUCUACACUUCUCGCCCUUCGAUGACGGCAUUCUGGCCACGUCUUCGGGCUCCGGACAGAUCCAUAUCUGGCAGUUCCCAGAAGUGAGUCCAACGAUUGUCACUCCAAAGAAUGCCAUUCAAUCAUUCCGUGACGAAGAAGGGGUCGAUUUGAUUCAAUUCCACUCAACCGUAGAGAACAUACUGGCCGUCGGCACCACAACUCAGCUCAAGCUCUGGGACACAACCAAAGGCCAGCCGUUUAUCGAGUCGAGCAAAUGCUCGCGAAUUCAGAGCAUUGACUGCAGUUAUGACGGAAAGCUGUACGCCUUGAGCGACGGCGGCGACAGUCGUCGCGUCAAGAUAUGGGACCCGAGAGUCGACGGCUCGCAGGCGUUCGCCGUCGAGUUCAAGGGUCACGACAACGAUCGGGACUCGCGUGUGAUUUGGUUGGGCGACCGGCCGUACGUCAUGUCAUGCGGUUUCAACCGCCGUAAGGCCAGAGAGGCGUUCCUGUGGGACACUCGGGCCCACCAGAAGCCGGUGUCCGCUAUGAAUGAGUUCGAGCCGUCGGCCGGUGUUUGGAUUCCGUUAUUUGAUUUCGACACUCAAUUGCUGUUCAUCGCCGGUCGCAACGAUUCAGCCCUCAGUCACUACGAGGUUAACGAUCUGAUUGCCGGCACCGUUCAGUUGGACCCCAAUAUUGCCACCAAGAAGUCAAUCGAUUUGCAGAUCAAAGGGGCGACUGUUGUGCCGAAACGGGCGCUAAACAUAAUGCAGACCGAAGUGAACCGCAUUGUACUUCUGGGCGCCGACAGUAUAGCACCAGUCAGUUAUCGAGUGCCCCGCAAGACGUACAGAGAGUUUCAUUCGGAUCUAUUCCCCGAAACCAAGUCUCCCGACUCUAACAUCGCUUUAGAUGAUUGGCUGCAGAAGAAUGACAACAAAAUACCGACCAUUAGUCUGAAUCCUAACAUUAAUAAACGCGAACAAUUGGUCCGCUUUGGCAAAACACUGGGCGCUGACAUCAAGAUAGAGACCACCGAUCAAGAAGUGGACCAAUUUCUGACCAUUUGCGAGAAAGACGGCAUUGAUGUCGACGCGAGUCUCAAACAGUUGAUUGAAAACUCCAAACCCAACGAAAGAGAUGUCAAUUUAAACCAAACAAAUAAUGACACCAAUAAGAAGAGCAACGAUAACGUUAACAUAGUAUCCGUUCCCAGCCCUCGACCUCCACAACCGCAACGAAGAGGGUUCACAAUUCGCACCACAAAGUUUCGCCACUUGAAGGGCACGAUCUCUGGCCGCGAGACACACAUCACAAACUUUAACGGCUUGAGUAAAACAAUUCCCGGCGAAUGCGAUGGUUUCAAAGUGAACUCACUGUUCGCGGCCGUACCGAUAGGGCCCGCGUGUAAUCAAUUGGCUGUACUCAACGUCGCCAAAGGCGUGAGACUCAGCGGCGGUGUUAUACCCCAUUUGGUCUGCGGUCACACGAUCUGCGACUUCUCGUUCGAUCCGUUCGACGAACAUCUGGUGGCCGUCGCCUGCGAUCACGGAAUGAUUCAGUUCUGGCGAAUACCCGAAAACGGUUUGACCGAAAAUGUGGACACAUUUGAGUCCGAAAUGCACGCACACGACGACCGCAUAACGAUCAUCGCAUACCAUCCCAACGCCAAACACGUUUUGGCCUCAUUUGCCACCGAUUUUGAACUCAUUAUAUGGAAUGUGCAGACAAUGGAACCGAAGCUCAAGAUUACCGCUCAUUCGGAACCGUUGUUUAGCAUGUCUUGGAGUCCAGACGGAGAUCUGUUGGCAACGCUUUCAAAGGAUCAAAAGCUACGGAUCUUUAACCCCCGAGAAGAAGAGCCAAAACUGGUGGCCGAGGGUUUGGCCACUCAGGGCAGUCGCGGCGGUAGAGUCUGUUGGGCGCUGAAGGGAGCGCUUGUGAUCGUCACUGGUUUCAGCAGAGUAUCUGAACGACAAUUUCUAGUCUUUGAUAAAAACGAUUUGUCAAAACCGAUCGCAUCGGAAGGUCUGGACGUCUCGCCG
Medioppia subpectinata is the source of this 2246-nucleotide messenger RNA. The record is from the annotation of a GenBank genome assembly. Lineage: Eukaryota; Metazoa; Arthropoda; Arachnida; Sarcoptiformes; Oppiidae.